Molecule: messenger RNA, 856 nt
Organism: Momordica charantia (bitter melon)
Lineage: Eukaryota; Viridiplantae; Streptophyta; Magnoliopsida; Cucurbitales; Cucurbitaceae
Product: Transcriptional coactivator/pterin dehydratase
Biological process (GO): tetrahydrobiopterin biosynthetic process
Cellular component (GO): mitochondrion
Molecular function (GO): 4-alpha-hydroxytetrahydrobiopterin dehydratase activity
Source: RefSeq, a predicted model, not a curated record
GUUGUUAUCAGUUCCAACUUCUGACGGUUAUCGGCGCACGUGUUCACUUGGAAGUACUGAGCGACAGUUUCACAUACGCCUUCAUCUGCCCAAUGGCACUGUUUUCCCACUCUCCGCUGCGGUUGAUUUUCAAAACCAAGGUGCCACUUGCGUCGUUGUUUCACACGUUCCUUCGAGCUCAUGGACGUCCAAAUUCUCGAAUUACUGGGAUAUGUUGGGAGCAUGUGAGCUUACCAUCCGGUAGAAAAACACUUUCUGGAUUUAGAAUGCUUUGUACUGGCGAAGAUUUGUCAGCUAAAAAAUGUGUGCCUUGCAACUCAAAUGACUUGCGGCCAAUGACCGAGGAUGCAGCUAAACAUCUGAUUCAAGAGCUAGCUGAGUGGCACCUGAUAAACGAAGAUGGUAAACUAAAGUUGAACCGAUCAUUGAAGGUGAAGAGUUUUCUUAAAGGAAUGGAGUUAUUUAAACUUAUAGCUGAAGUUGCAGAAGCAGAGGGCCAUCAUCCUGAUCUUCAUCUAGUUGGAUGGAACAAUGUAACAAUUGAGAUCUGGACACAUGCAGUAGGUGGGCUGACAGAAAAUGACUUCAUACUCGCUUCCAAGAUCGAUAAGCUUGACGUUCAUAACCUACUCAGCCGGAAAGUUUCUAUUAGCAGUCAACAUGACUGCUGAGCAGGAACCAACCAUUCAUGCAUCCGUCCAAUGUUCUUGUUUAUUUUCACGUAUGUUGUUCUAUGGCGAGAUCUUCUGGUUGUCUCUUCUUUUGUUGCACGUUGUUUCAAUUCUGUUUUGCCUAUGGAAAAAUUAUUAUUUUUUGGGGUUUAAUGAAUAGUUUUGAUUCUUUGAUUGGUUUGGCA